AUGUACAAUAAGGCAAAUGUAAGCAUGAGACAAGGGCCGUCGUCCAGUAGCCCCCCUGGGAUAGACUGGAGUCAGUGGUGGACUUAUGGUGGUAUCUCCGGGCCACGGUUCUGGGGGGUGAUCAACCCAGCGUGGGGUAUGUGCAGAGAAGGUCGUCGCCAGUCACCCAUAAACAUAGACCCCAAGACGCUUUUGUUCGACCCCAACCUCUCUCCCUUCACCCUCGACAAGGUCACGGGGGGCGGGGAGCUGCUCAAUACGGGCCAUAGCGUGGAGUGGAGAGCCGCCCACAACGCCCAAGCCAUCAACGUCACGGGCGGACCACUGAGCUACGCCUACACCAUCACACACGCCCGUCUGCAUUUUGGUGAGAGGGACCAACAAGGCUCUGAACACCUUCUAGACAACAAAGCCUUCCCUGCAGAGCUCCAGCUCUAUGGAUACAACUCUCAGCUCUACAGAAACUUCAGCCAGGCCUCAGCUCAAGUAUACGGUGUGGUGGGUAUCGCUUUGCUCAUCCAGAUCUGUUAUUACCCAUUUAGGGUUAGCCUAUUUUUUUGCCCCCUUUCCAACCUUUAUACUUUUCCAGCUAUCCUACCUUCUCACAACCCAACCUUCUACCCUCCCCAAGUCUCAUUCUACCCACCUGAAUAUUAUUUUCCUUCGUGUGUACAGAUGCGACAGCUGCGUGCCCUAAGACAAGGUAAUUCCACACUGGCCAACGCACCACUCUCCAACAACUUCAGACCCGUGCAAACUGCCCACCACCGCACCAUACGGACUAAUAUUAACUUCACCAACAAACAGUCUAUGUUGUUGCUACGUAUGCUAGUCUUUUCAGACAAGACGAGGUACGACAGAAGUGAUAUGUUUUACAAGAUCAGGGAUGAAUCUCAAACAGAAGAUCAAAGAAUAUUUUUACCCAAUGCAGAAGUUUGUCACCGACGAGCCUUUGAUCCUGCUCAAACGCAUGUAGAAAUGCGACCAGUAGAAAUGCGACCAGUAGAAAUGCGACCAGUAGAAAUGCGACCAGUAGAAAUGCGACCAGUAGAAAUGCGUCCAGUAGAAAUGCGUCCAGUAGAAAUGGCGUCCAGUAAAGUUCAUGGACACGCAUUCUAUGUAGAGGAAGUGUAA
Messenger RNA from Cherax quadricarinatus, 1134 nucleotides. NCBI's taxonomy places the organism in Eukaryota, Metazoa, Arthropoda, Malacostraca, Decapoda, Parastacidae. The record is from RefSeq and is a predicted model, not a curated record.